UUUGUAAUUUAUAACCGCUUAAAAAAAAAUUCAAAAUACAACAUAUAAGAAAAAAAUCUAAUUUUUUUUUAUUAUAUGCUUAAUGUAAUUUUUAAUUUCUUUUAAUAAUAUAAAUUAAAAAGACAGAGAAGAUACAAAAAUUGUUAUCAAAUAUGUAUUAUUCAUAAUCAUUAAUUGUCAUAUAUAUGUUAAUCAUGUUAGAUGAUUCUGUAACUUUUAUCUAAGGAUAUAAUUGAUAAUAUUCUUUUGUGGAAUACUAUCUUAGUGAUGACAGGUGACUAUGAAAACAUGUUGUAAUGCUCUAGGAUUAAUAUAUAGUGAAUAAUACAUUAAUAUAUAUAUAUAUAUAUAUAUGUAAAGUCCACUUUUAAAAUUGUAUGCAAAUCCAAGAUAAUAAUAAGUAAAAUACAGAGAAAAAGAAAAUCUAACAAAAAAGAAUAUUCCAAUAUUUUAUGAUUUACAAAAUUAAUGGUAAUCAUACUGUUAUAGUAAAAUAUCUGACUGGAAUUAAAAUCAUGAGAUCAUAUGAGUUUACAAAGAACAUUAUUGUUUAUUCAAUAAAAAAAUCCAAAAUCUUUCACAAAAUCAAUUGCGUUUAAAGAUGAUUAUCAGCAGAAGAAGUUUGUGAAAUCAAAGAGAAGGAUCUGCUAAGUUAUGGACAUCAUCAGUGAGUUGCCUGAUGAUUUGCUCUUGCGUAUUAUGUCUUUGGUUCACACAAAAACUGCGUUUGAUGCUCAACUCUUGUCCAAAAGGUGGCGAAAUCUCUGGAAAAAGUUGCCAACUCUCUACCAUGAUUACACCUUUCACAAAUCUGAAUCUCAGUUUUUAGUAUUCAUUAAUAAGACACUGGAGUUACUCGAGUCUCCGGUGUUAGAGAGCUUGUACAUCAGAAUUGUUCCAACACAAACUAGUAAUGGAUUUUUCCUAAGAGGAUGUCUACUAGCCAAGCUACAAGUGCGCGAACUCAACUUCAUCAGUAUUAUUAAUCCCGUUGCUCUACAAAUAAAGAAGGAAAUCUACCAUCUUCAAACGCUUGUGAUCUUGAGAAUUGAAUGUUGUAGUCUUGAAGAUGGUUAUGGUAACCAGAUCAUCCCAUUACAAUCUCUCAAAGUCUUGCACCUUCGAUGCGUGAAGUAUUCGAGCGAUGCAUCUCUCUCUAAUCUCUUAUCUAGUUUACCGAGUCUCGAAGAUUUGUUUUUGGAUAGAUGUUCGAGUGAUAAUAAGCCCACGAAAACUCUAUCUAUCGCGGUACCUCGUUUGCUGAGAUUGACGGUUCUUAGAUGUCCUGAUAAUUGUGAAACUCAUCUCAUGAGGUUGAACGUUAAUGCACCUUCUUUGAAAUACUUGAACGUUGAAGAUCACUGGAGAAACGUUUCUUUUUCUGAGGAGAAGAUGGAAGAGCUCAUAGAAGCAGAUGUUAAUGUUGGUUAUAUCGAUACCGAGAAGCUUCUGAAAGCUUUUGUAUCCGUGAAACGUCUUUCAUUAUGUGUAGUCACUUCAAAGAUUCUGCGGGUUAAUGUAUUCUUUAAUCAACUCGUUCGUUUGGAGAUAUGCACAUGUCAACAAGAAUGGUGGAAUGUUCUUGAGAAGGUUUUGUUAAGUUCACCUAAACUAUGCAUUCUCAAGCUUCAUCAGAAACAUCUUUUUGGGACUAGAGAUCCCACGGUUAGAUGGAAAGAACCUAGUUCUGUUCCUGUAUGUUUUGCUUCUCAUCUUGAAACGUUCGAGUGGAGAGGUUACGAAGGAACAGAAGAUGAGAAAAAAUUAGCGAGUUACAUCCUAAGAAAUGCUGGGAGAUUGAAGACUGUAACGAUCUAUCCGUUGAUCUCAAAUCCGGAUAUCAGAAGGCGUAAGAUUCUCAAAAACCAUAUGAGCAACGAAUUAGUGAAACUUUCUGGAUGGUCAUGCACUUGUAAGCUUGUUUUCAGAUGAACAAAAAGGUGAGAAAUAAGUUUGUUUUUGAUUUGAAGUUCCUAUAAUUAUCUAUUUGCUUUCUAUGGUGGUUGUUUUAUAUGGAUUUGCUGUGUUUUUCUUUGAAUAAUUUCACCAAAAUCUUCUAGUUCUUACUAGAUUCUGACAAUUCAGUAUGUUUAACCUCUGAAGAGGCAUCAGUUCAAAAUAUCUUACGUAUCUUUUCUUAUAAAUUGUGGGGGGAAAUUUACAUAAUA
Messenger RNA from Brassica rapa (field mustard), 2168 nucleotides. Its product is annotated as F-box/FBD/LRR-repeat protein At5g56420. The record is from RefSeq and is a predicted model, not a curated record. Gene Ontology annotation, molecular function: protein binding. NCBI's taxonomy places the organism in Eukaryota, Viridiplantae, Streptophyta, Magnoliopsida, Brassicales, Brassicaceae.